UUUCUUUUAAAAAAAAGAUUCAGCUCAAAAUAAUCCGUUUCAAACCCGCACCCACACUAUAACAUGGCCCCCACUCAAAACAGAAGUGAUUUCCAUCAUAUUAAAGUCAUUUAAAUAAUGAUUUGACAAAAAACUAAUAGCUUAGUUAUUGUCUAUUUUCUCUAUCUUAAAACUCUGCCUUUGUGCAAACCUGAAAACGAGGUAUUUACUGAAAUGUUUCUAAAAACUGAUAAAAUGUUAGACUAAAGAUGAAAAUUACUUGCAAAAACGUCAACGAAAGAAACAAUUGUCAAUGACUUAAAUUUUGUUUAACUAGUUCAGUGAGUGUUUUCGCUGUUGUUGCAAAAGGAAGCAGGAAUACAAGCUGUUUAAAUGAUGAUGCUGGGUAAUGUGUAACAAACAUCUAAAGAACACAUCAUUUGCUCGCCUGCGCCCAUUACAAGCACUCAUCUAAACACACAAUAAAGAACGUGGGUUUUAUUAGAAAGCCAAUAAACUAGCAAGGAUUUCCUUGUUGACACCUGGAUUUAAUUAAAGUUUAAGCCAUGUCCAGGAAGUAAAAAGAAAAAAAUCAUAAAUAGGGAGGAUAUAUUCUGGAUAGUAUGCUCACAUAAAAACAAACGAACAGACUGCCAGAAUGUAAAAAAAUCACCCCCCCCCCCCACAAAAACAAGGUUUCACGUCAAACUUUUCAUGUCACAAAGCAUGGUUUGGGAGUACAGUACACCAAAUAAAAAGCAGAAAAUGCUUUACAACACAUUAAGAAAAUACUUUACCAAUUAAGGCAUUUUAAACUCUAUACUUUGUAAUAAGAAUAUGUCCCUAUCAUAUUUACAGAAAUCUCAGUAUUUCUUACCCAUUUCUACAGUUUUUAAAGGUUCUGCGUCUCUUUGUACAAACAAGGAAAUAUAUGCAAAAAAGUGGAAAUAAAAUACAUUUAUACAUAUUUGAAUGUCUAUUUGAGUGCAGUUAUAAGCAUAUUGUAAUCUUCAGAUACUAAUUUGGUUAUUUGUGCAGCAUAAAUAAUAUUUUGGUAUUUUAUGUUUUCAUUAUUCAAAAUGAAGCCAGCUACAUCUAAAUCUGUGUCUCCAUGUGUCUCAACAAUCAGAGGAUUGGCUCAACCUCUCUUUGCUUGAACAUCUGAGUCCAGUGGGGACAAAAAGGGGGAGAAAAGCUUUAUAGUACAACCACAACAGAAAAAGGUUCCCCCCCAUAAACCGCUGUGGCCUCCCCUGGGUCACUGCUCCUUUCCAAUGGGGGACAGAACACAGAGUGGCAAAUAUAAACAGCGGGACGGCUGUGUUGAGGGAAAUUACCUCCCUGAACCGCUGGCACGUGGCCAGCAAGAAGACAUUCAUCUGUUUCGUAUAGAGUCUGGCUCGCGAGAUGAAGGGGUGGGUGUAGUGGGGGGUGGAUGAGACGGCGAAUGAGACAGGACAGAGUGUGAGGCGAUUGCAGACUGCGAAGCAGAGCCGGCGAGAGAGGGAGGCAGCGGGGCCACAACAUCUGAAAGUUUUAAACCUGUGAUCGCUUCAGGUGAUGCAAAGCAAGCCUGGAGUUCCUUCCAGCAUGUGGAGGGAAAGCCAAGUCGGCAUCAUGGAUCGCUACAGUCUGGGACAGAUUUAACUGCUGUGGCGGGGCGUUCAGCUUCAUUCUUAUGUGGAAAACGUUGCAGUAAAAGGAAGCAAUAAAAGCUGUGGAAGAAUAUACAUAGAAAGUUAAGAUUGAAAUGCAUUUGGCUUUGAGCUGCAGCUUGGGAAGAUACUUAAAGGACUGAGAAGCAAAAGGAGCUCAUCAAGCACCAACCUGGGAAAAAGUGGAUGAUGGGAGAAUUAGCUGCGUGGGAAAGCGAGGACCUCUGUGUUCGUCUUGCUGUGGAAGUUCUGCUCGUGAUGGGAUUAUUCCAGAUCUGGAGUUUCCUGCAGUGGCCCUGCUAACUUUGCACCCUAAAUCUUUCAGCCAUCGUAAUUUCAAAGACUUGUCAUUCUGCUCACGGGACGAUGCAUGUUGUGCACCGGCCCUGAGCGGCCCCAGCAGACCCUGCGCCUUCGCCUGCGGGACCCAGUGACCAUGCUGACCGAGCGUCUGACAGCACAGAGAUCAGAGCCACCGCCCACGCUUAGGCCCGCCGCGGCAUCAGCAGCAACAUGUUUCACCCGCUCAAUAACAGUUCAGAUGCAGACGAGGAGCCCGAGGCUCAGCUGAGAUGGGCCGCCCUCCUCAUCGUCAUGGUGAUUAUCCCCACCAUAGGAGGAAACAUUCUGGUUAUUCUGGCCGUGUCGCUGGAGAGAAAGUUGCAAAAUGCCACCAACUACUUCUUGAUGUCGCUUGCGGUCGCCGACCUGCUGGUGGGACUCCUAGUGAUGCCCAUCGCACUCGUCACUAUUCUCUAUAACUCUAGGUGGCCUCUUCCAGAUUUUCUCUGCCCAAUCUGGCUCUUCCUUGAUGUGCUCUUCUCUACAGCGUCCAUUAUGCACCUCUGUGCCAUCUCACUGGAUCGCUACAUCGCCAUCAAGAAGCCGAUUCAACACAGCCAAUACAAAUCCAGAGCCAAAGCCCUGGCCAAGAUCGCACUCGUUUGGCUCAUAUCCAUUUGUAUUGCAAUCCCAAUCCCGAUAAAAGGGCUGAAGAAUCUUCACGACAAGAAUAUCACCUUCAACAGUAAUCACACAUGCCUGCUGAAACCAAACACUUUUUCAGAGUUCAUCAUCUUUGGCUCCCUGACAGCAUUCUUCAUCCCUUUGACAAUCAUGAUGAUCAUCUACCUUCUCACCGUGCAAGUGUUGCGCAAAAAGGUUUAUUUGCUGCGGUCAAAGGUGAGCCAGCGCUUUAGCUCCUCACCGAUCUCCACAGUUUUCCAAAGCGACCCGGCUUUAGCUUCUCCUCAAGCUGAGCAAAUGAACAUGUUGGAUAUCAGACUUCCCAGGCAUCCAGAAAAACCAAAUGCGGAGAUGAUGACCGCUCCCACGGAGAAUGAAAUAUCCUUCCGCAGAAUGUCGACGAUGGGCAAGAAGUCAAUGCAGACUCUGAGCAACGAGCAGCGCGCCUCCAAAGUGCUGGGCAUAGUCUUCCUCCUGUUUGUCGUCAUGUGGUGCCCGUUCUUCAUCACAAACAUCACCUCUGCUCUGUGCUCCAGCUGUGUUGAGAAAGUUAUUUCCCGUCUGAUGGAGAUCUUUGUCUGGGUUGGUUACGUGUCAUCAGGGAUCAAUCCUCUGGUCUACACACUUUUCAAUAAAACCUUCAGGGAAGCUUUCACGCGCUACAUCACCUGCAACUACAAAACCUGCACGAGGGACAGGCUGGGACGGCAGCUUGGCUCGACUGCUGCAGACUGGAAUCUUACAAGCAUUUCGUUUAAAUCUUCCAUGGCAGAAAACUCAAAACUGUUCAUGAAGCGGGGAAUGAAGAACGGCAUUGGACGAGUGAGCUACCAAAGUCCACUAAGGUGCCAGCAGGCUGUGCAGUCACCAGGUGGUGUUCUGCUAAACACAAUUCUUUUGACUGAAAAUGAAGAUUUUAAGCAGGAAGAACAUGUAAGCUGUGUAUGAAUAGAGACAAAGAUGAUGUGGUUUGGUUUGGUGCAUAUUCAAAUUCAAAGACAAAGGCUUACAAACGAUAUGAAAAAAAAGAGACUAAGAUUGGAGUCUGCACUUAUGUGACAUAAUGAUGAGGCAACAAAACCUACAUUUCCUUGCAAAAGUUUUACAACCCCUUUAACAUUUUCUCAUAGAGUACUGGAUAAUUAUGAAAUGAAAGAAAAAAGUUUACAUACUUUUACAAAAUGUUUUACAAAUUAGGAUAUAAAAAAGCUCUGGACAUUGACAGGGGCAUCCUAACAAACAUAAUUUGAUCUAAACCUCAGUCUGUCUGUUCAGACAUAGUUGAGUUCCUCUGGUUUAUCCUGCAAUUAGCACCAUCUACUUUCAAAUCCACAUUCCUAUUCCUAAGAUGUUUCCCCAAAGCAUGGUGCUACCACUACCAUGUUUCACCCUGGGGAUGGUGAGUUUGGGGUGAUGUACCGUCUCUGGCAUGAAAAGUCAACAUUCGUCUCAUUUGACCAGAGCGCCUUCUUCUCCAUGGUUGUGUUGCGCCCCCUACAGGCAAUUUGUUGCAAUUUAUUUCAUUUAGGGGUAUCAUUUCUUUCAACUUUACAAUAAUCAAGGUAAUCUUUAUCACAUUAAAAAUCCUCAGUACAGUGCAUUAAUUUUGAGAAUGUAAUUUGACAAAAAAAAUCUGAGGGCUUUCAAAACUUUUGCAAGUCAGUGUUUCUUGUUGCAUCAUCUUUGCAGUGGGCCUUUAAAAACAUGUUAUUUUUACCAUGUAAUUUGUUGAUAUACUUGAAGAGAAAGCUUCAGUUUCCAGACAGUAUUCAGAAAAGAGCUGGAAAAAAAAAGCUGCAACUGUUUCACUAAACGAGCAGAAUAUGCUGAAUAGGAACCCGUUUAGGCCAAAAGACGUGACAACCUGGGAAAAACUCUGAAUGCUGUAUAUAAUAAUAUAUUCCUCUGCUGAUCCUUAAAUUUGGACUGUCUAAAUAUGCUGUAAACCCUCUCAGACCACAUGCUUACAUUUUAAAACAAUAUGAAUCUCUUCUGUAAAGGGCAAAUUCUUUGAACUCUUGAUACUUUUUAAAUUUGAGAAUGAUUGGGACGUUCUCCUGUAUGUGUAUUGCAGCCUGCUGGUUUGAAAUGUUAAAAAUGGUUUUGGAAUGGCAGUCUGUACAUAUGAAUGAACAAAGAGAUAAAAUGGAUUCUGAAUGUUCUUUAAUAAAAAAAAUACUUCGUUUUGC
This is a messenger RNA of Xiphophorus couchianus (Monterrey platyfish), 4789 nucleotides long. RefSeq names its product 5-hydroxytryptamine (serotonin) receptor 2B, G protein-coupled (gene htr2b). The record is from RefSeq and is a predicted model, not a curated record. Gene Ontology annotation, biological process: phospholipase C-activating serotonin receptor signaling pathway; G protein-coupled receptor signaling pathway, coupled to cyclic nucleotide second messenger; serotonin receptor signaling pathway. The transcript has 4 exons. The coding region runs from base 2148 to 3548 and encodes 466 amino acids. NCBI's taxonomy places the organism in Eukaryota, Metazoa, Chordata, Actinopteri, Cyprinodontiformes, Poeciliidae. Gene Ontology annotation, molecular function: G protein-coupled serotonin receptor activity; neurotransmitter receptor activity. Gene Ontology annotation, cellular component: plasma membrane; dendrite.